Messenger RNA from Drosophila obscura, 1774 nucleotides. RefSeq names its product putative gustatory receptor 58c (gene Gr58c). The transcript is spliced from 3 exons. Gene Ontology annotation, cellular component: membrane. The coding region runs from base 296 to 1669 and encodes 457 amino acids. Gene Ontology annotation, biological process: sensory perception of taste. Lineage: Eukaryota; Metazoa; Arthropoda; Insecta; Diptera; Drosophilidae. The record is from RefSeq and is a predicted model, not a curated record.
UUAAGUAACAAGGUUACGUCUUUGUUUAUUCAUGCCGUGUUAUUUGUUGUCUAAAUAUUCUGUGGGGGUUCAAUUAUAUUUAUUUUACCUUUUGAAUUGGUUUAUAGAAUUGAAUUUAUUCCAAGAUCUGAAUAUGAGCAUAUGCUCUACUCAUCCCCAGGCCUGCGGUUACUACACACAGAAUUGUUAUUGAGUAUUUUUACUUUACUUUACAACUUUUACUUUACAGUAUUCCAAAUUGAGUCAGCCUCAUAGAUUUAUUAUUUAAAAUGCUAACAUAAGGAUCGAAAAUUGUAUGCAGAUAGCAGUAGAAGUAAUUUUGCUCCACAGAAAUUCACACAAAUACAAAAUGUCCCAGGAGACAAUUGAAACCACAAUUCAGCCAAGCAACGAGGUGCAAAACGCAUUAGUUGCUGACCAAUCAUCCUUCAGCAUGGUUCAGUUUUCGCUGCUACGCUUCUACUUUGAGUUGAGUCGCCUCAUCGGCCUCUGCAACCUGCACUACGAUCCGAAUCAGCGUCGCCUUGUGCUCAAUCAUGUGCCCACAGUGGUGUACUGCCUCGUCCUGGAUGUGGUCUUUGUGCUGGUCAUGCCCUUUGCCUUCGGUCUGCUGGCGGGUAAAAUUUACGGAUGCAAGCACCUCGGCAUGUUCAGCACCGUCUACAGUGUGAUGGGACAGGCCAAGCUCUUCACAAUGCUGCUGCUCGUCAGCAGCGUCUGGCUGCGGCGUUGCCGGGUUGAGCGUCUGGGGAAUGAAUAUCUGAAGCUGCUGUUCGAUUUCCGCACCGCCAUGCGCAACAACUGCCGUAGGCGCUGCCUGUGGAAGGUGGCACUGACCAGCUCCCGCUUUGUGAUGCUCAUCCAAAUCCUCCUGACGCAAAACUCUCUGGUGCACUGUCAACGCACCCUGGAUCGGGCAGGUGUGGCGCCCUUCUAUAUGGCCGCGAUAGUGUAUGCCCUGAUCAUGGAGCUGAUGGUGAGCUAUGUGGACUUUACGGUGUACAUGAUCCAAGUAUCUGGCAAUUGGUUGAUCUCGAACAUGACGCAUCAGCUGCAGGAAAUGUUUGAUGAUCUGGAGGUCCUGCCAAAGCAUUUGGGUCGUCCUCGAGAUAUGGGCAUCAGGCAGAUCCUGGACGCCUGGCUUUUACUCUGGCAUCGCUGCCUGCAACUGGAUGAUCUUCUAAGGCAACUGCGCCAGAUCUUUCAGUGGCAGAUUCUGUUCAAUAUGGGCACCACUUAUAUCUACAGCAUUGCAACCGUCUUUCGCCUGUGGAUUUACAUGGAGUAUGCCGAGGAUUUCAACAUGUGGAAGUGCCUCUUCACCGUCUUUGUGUGCCUCGCUCACCAUGCCGAGAUCAUGAUGCAGUUUUCCAUCUUCGAAACAACUAGUUCCAAGUGGCUAAAGCUCCGGGAGCGGCUGCAAAAUCUCUGGUUUGUGAAUCAGUCUCAGAAUGGCGUGGGUCUGCCCUCAGAAGUGGUUCUAUCGAGGAAGUUGGAGUUUGCCAUUUUUUACCUCAAUCGGCAGCUCCAGUCGCGACCGCAACGCGUGCGACGCCUCCAUAUUGUGGGACUCUUCGAUCUGAGUCGUGCCUCCGGUCAUGCCAUGACUGCUUCUGUAAUGAGCAAUGCCCUGGUACUUUGUCAGAUUGCCUAUAAGAUAUACGGAUAAUUAGACUACUCUACAAUUUAACUUUAACAGAAUUUAAUAUGUUCUAUACUCAAAAUUUAUGGUGGUUUUAUCUAUAUAAAGUUUCUGCUAUAAAAAUCAACAUUU